AUGGCUACUCCUCCGAGGUUCCCGUCACUUUCUCCUGAUCAGAGUCAGAUCUCGAGCUACGAAGCGGACGGCAUCGAGCCAAACAACACAGACACCGAUGACUUUCAGCGUGGGGGCCAAGGAAUGUCAUCACGUCCACUUUCAGAGAUUACCUUGGUUGAUAAUCCGCCCCCGUUUUCUCUCAGCCAGAUCGAUGGAACCGACGCCCUAGAGAUCGUCCGACGUCCUGUCCACUUUCGCAUCGACGGAGACCACCAAGCCCGACUGCAUCGAGCUCUUUUGCGGAAGAGCUUGCGACCUUGCUUGAAGACUAUUGCGAAAAAGGUCUUCUUCCUAGGUUACUUUAUCUCCAAUGGCGCUAUGAUGAUUCGUAAGGCUAUGAUGACAGCCCACAACACACGAAUGCAAUUCAGCGAGGCCUUGGGGUGGACGUUUCUGCAUUUCAUGAUGCUGAUCGUCUUGCUGGUGCGGUGUGUUUGGCUCGACAUUCUCUCUGCUCCAAUUGGUCUCUCAGGCAGUGCCAGGGUUGCUGCUGCGUGGAUUGGCACCUCGCUUCUAGCAAUCGGACUCGGGGGUUUGCCCAUUUUCUUCAUCUAG
Molecule: messenger RNA, 597 nt
Organism: Fonsecaea nubica
Lineage: Eukaryota; Fungi; Ascomycota; Eurotiomycetes; Chaetothyriales; Herpotrichiellaceae
Exons: 2
Coding region: 1-597 (198 amino acids)
Source: RefSeq, a predicted model, not a curated record